Molecule: messenger RNA, 120 nt
Organism: Entrophospora sp. SA101
Lineage: Eukaryota; Fungi; Glomeromycota; Glomeromycetes; Entrophosporales; Entrophosporaceae
Source: the annotation of a GenBank genome assembly
AUGUGUUGCACAAUAAAACGUAUUAAAAAUUUUCCAGUGAUAACUGCAGCCGAAGAAGGAAGAAGUAUGCAACAAGGUACAAAAACAUAUAAAUCCAGUUAUAAUGAGAUUAAUAACUAA